CUUUAUUUUCAGCUUCAAAAGUCAUACCACGAAAAAUGCCGAGACAUGAUUCAACAAGAAAACCAGCUUGAUACUGCCAGAUCUUCAGUAACCGUCCCCAUAAAAGAACUUGAAAAGUUGAAGGCCAAGGUUGACAAAAGCCGGGAGGCAAUGGAUAAAUCAGACGGCUUAUAUAAACAGUCGGUAGAGAAUUUGGAGCAGGCGCGUAUCACCUGGGAAACAGACAUGGAAGAAGGGUGUCAGCUUUUCCAACAACUUGAAGAAGAUCGGAUAUAUAAAUUACGUGAUAUUUUAUGGAAGUGUACAAAUAUUGAUUCACAAGUCUGUGUUGACUGUGACGAGAGUUGUGAGAUAGUUCGGCAGUGCUUAGAGAAAUGUGAUAUCCAGAAAGAAAUGCUUGAUUUUAUUCAAACAAACAUGACCGGAACCGAUCGACCAGUUCGUAUCGAAUAUGAAAAUUAUUUUGACAACAGCCGGGAUAAAUCUCCGAUAUUGCGAAGACGGCCCCCGCAACUGUUACCCCCUUUGAAAUCACCAAAGAGACUGAGUCCGAAAAACAGCAAUGAUUAUAGCGUGUAUUCGUCCAUUAGUUAAAGAGACAAGCUUCGGAUUGAAUUUGAAUACUUAAAUUUUCCAAAGACUACAUAAAUUAGGCGUUACAAGACAACUUAAAUCUUUGUGUUUCAAAACAGUGGAUAUUUGGCUUGUUUUCAGCUUGUGCUUUAUGGUGUACGAUUGUUUAUGGUAAAUUGUGCGACAAUUUAAUUAAUUUUGAUUUACUCGUAAAAAUAAGCUCCGGCAUUGACAAUUUACAUUGAAUUUUUGAAUGUUUCUUUGAAUAUUCAUAUUGAAUAUUGAGAGGACAUAAGUCCUUCGUUGAAGUUCCAAAAUGCGUUGAAAGACAUUGACAUUGUACAUAUAUAUA
Ruditapes philippinarum (Manila clam) is the source of this 925-nucleotide messenger RNA. Its product is annotated as proline-serine-threonine phosphatase-interacting protein 1-like. Bases 46 to 594 code for a protein of 182 amino acids. Gene Ontology annotation, cellular component: cytoplasm; plasma membrane. The transcript has 7 exons. The record is from RefSeq and is a predicted model, not a curated record. Lineage: Eukaryota; Metazoa; Mollusca; Bivalvia; Venerida; Veneridae.